AUGGCCCCUUGCUGUAGAACAUGGGCAAUUCGCACUUCGCCACUCCCGAGCUGUGUCGCCGGAGUGGCUAAGAGCCUGGAGCGCGAGCAGGCCGAGCUCCAGGGCGAUGCCCAGCCAUCCACCAGCCAGGAGGGCGUGGACAGCAGCACCUCCGAAUACUGGCAGGAGCUCAUCAGCACUCCCGACAGCGAGCUGUUCGGCUCCAGGGCCCGCUCCGCAUCGGAUGCAGCGGUGCUGCGCCGGAAGGGGCACCUGAAGGAGCAGGACAAGUUCAUCAAUUUUCUGCAGGAGAUGCACCGAACGCACACGUGCCUUGAGGUCAUGCAGAAGGUGGAGCAGUGGGCUCUGGAGCACCACCGCAGCCCCCGGUCCAGCCGCCUCAAACGCAUGGUCCCCAGCCUGGGCAGCUUCUUCACCCCCCUCAGACUGGUAGACGCCUUCAUGGAGUAUGAUGAGUUCUUCGCCCUCUCCCGCCGCCACUUCAUCCCCCCCAACUUUGCGGAGCUGCGCCACAUUCUAAACAUCGCCCAGAUCCAUGCCUCCGCCACCAGCCUGCGCCUGGUCACCUUUGACGCGGACGGCACGCUGUACGCCGACGGCGCGCACAUGCAGCACGACAACGAGAUGAUUGGGCAUGUGAUUGACCUCAUGCGCGCGGGCGUGCACGUCGCCAUCGUCACCGCCGCGGGCUACCCCAACGAGCCGGAGCGCUUCGAGGAGCGCUUCGACGGCCUACUGGCCGCCCUGCGCUACCAGCCCAAGGCGGUGGUCAACAGGUUCCACGUGAUGGGUGGGGAGUGCAACUACCUGCUGCGCGUGGACCGGGGGCGCCUGGCCUUCGUCCCGGACUCCGAGUGGAAGAGCGAGUUCAUGGCCAGCUGGCGCGAAGACGACAUCCACGAGCUGCUGGAGACCGCGGAGCGGCUGCUGCUGGAGGGCGCGGAGCGCCUGCGCCUCCCCGUCAGCGUGGUGCGUAAGGAGCGCGCGGUGGGCGUGGUCCCCUCCGCGCCCACCAUCUACGAGGUGCUGGAGGAGCUGGCGCUGACCGUGCACGCCGGCCUGCUGGCGGGGCCGACCCCCAACCUCCCCUUCUGCGCCUUCAAUGGGGGCAACGAUGUCUUCGUGGACGUGGGCAACAAGAGCAUCGGGCUGGAGGCGCUGAUGCGCUACGUUGGCGUGGGGCCCGCCCAGGCCCUGCACGCCGGGGACCGCUUCACCGACUCGGGGAACGACGUGGCCACGCGCGACUGCUGCUCCAUCAUCUGGGUAGCCAACCCGGAGGAGACCGACUUCUUCAUCAAGAUCCUGCUGGCAGACAUCGAGAAGCGGGAGGGGAGGUGGGGGAAUGGGGGACCGCCCGCGUCCGCACAGUGA
Auxenochlorella protothecoides is the source of this 1374-nucleotide messenger RNA. Its product is annotated as IMP-specific 5'-nucleotidase 1. Gene Ontology annotation, biological process: nucleotide metabolic process; inosine salvage; nicotinic acid riboside biosynthetic process. The record is from RefSeq and is a predicted model, not a curated record. Lineage: Eukaryota; Viridiplantae; Chlorophyta; Trebouxiophyceae; Chlorellales; Chlorellaceae. The transcript is spliced from 5 exons. Bases 1 to 1374 code for a protein of 457 amino acids. Gene Ontology annotation, molecular function: magnesium ion binding.